This is a messenger RNA of Mandrillus leucophaeus (drill), 1603 nucleotides long. It is a transcript of the gene DBP, whose product is annotated as D site of albumin promoter (albumin D-box) binding protein. NCBI's taxonomy places the organism in Eukaryota, Metazoa, Chordata, Mammalia, Primates, Cercopithecidae. Gene Ontology annotation, biological process: regulation of transcription by RNA polymerase II. The record is from RefSeq and is a predicted model, not a curated record. The coding region runs from base 885 to 1451 and encodes 188 amino acids. Gene Ontology annotation, molecular function: DNA-binding transcription factor activity, RNA polymerase II-specific; RNA polymerase II cis-regulatory region sequence-specific DNA binding. The transcript has 3 exons. Gene Ontology annotation, cellular component: nucleus.
UUAGGACCGCGGCCCCUUUAAACGGCGCCCCUCUUCCCCCAUCACACCCCUUACCACCAGGCAGCACGAGCAGAGCCAUGUGCUUCCCCCUCCCGACUGCUUCAUUGGCCCAAACUGGGUCACGGUCCCGCCCCCAGUACCGCCUCCCAUUGGGCAAAUGUAGGUCAGUGUCCCGCCUCCCACCGAAAGGCAAGGCAACUUCACGCGCUAAGCCCCUCACGCGCCCUCCUGGGCCCUGGCGUAUCCAGAGGCCCCAUUGGCUGUGCGUCUCAAGGGGUCGGAGACGAUUGGCCUGUGUUUGCAGCCGGAGGGAGGCACGCGGCUGGGGUGCAUGCCCACAGAGGCGGGCGGGGCUGGACGCGCCGGGCGGGGACCCGGAGGAGGGGCGCGCGCUGUGGCGUCGGGUGUUUUGGUUUGGAUUUUUUUUCCGCGAAAGAAGUUUGCUUUGGCCACGCCUCAAGGCGGCCGCCUCCUCCUGCCCCCUCCUCCGCCCCUCCGCACACACCUCUCGGUGCAGAUUGCAAAGCGCCUUCCGUUGCGAGAGCUGCAGAUUUUGCAAGAGCCAGGCUCGCCCACCUUGUAGAAGGGGCGCCUUGGGUCCCCUCUCACCCUCGGUUGCAAAGGGCCGGCCGCUUGAUUUGGACACCCCCUCGCCCAGACUGCAUGAUCUCCCGGGACCCUUUUGAGUUGCACGUUUCUGCACCGAGGACCUCAAAUUCCCGUCGCUCCUAGGAUUUGCAGCGUUCUGGAUACUGGAGGGUUGCAGGCUACACUCGCCCGCCCCUGGGCAGACAGUCGUCCAAACCACUGGAGUGUGCCGGUGACUGGCAGGCCAGCCCUUCGCCUCUCCAUGAACCCGUGAGCCUGGGGGCAGGUGCCAGGCGAUGGCGCGGCCUGUGAGCGACAGGACCCCGGCCCCUCUGCUGCUGGGCGGCCCGGUCGGGACACCCCCUGGCGGGGGAGCGCUGCUUGGGCUGCGGAGCCUUCUGCAGGGGACCAGCAAGCCCAAAGAGCCAGCCAGCUGCCUGACCUCUCGGGACACACCCAGCCCUGUGGACCCAGACACCGUGGAGGUGCUGAUGACCUUUGAACCCGACCCAGCUGAUCUUGCCCUAUCAAGCAUUCCUGGCCAUGAGACCUUUGACCCUCGAAGACACCGCUUCUCAGAGGAGGAACUUAAGCCCCAGCCAAUCAUGAAGAAGGCGAGGAAAAUCCAGGUGCCAGAGGAGCAGAAGGACGAGAAAUAUUGGAGCCGCCGGUACAAGAACAACGAGGCAGCCAAGCGGUCCCGGGACGCCCGGCGGCUCAAGGAGAACCAGAUAUCGGUGCGGGCGGCCUUCCUGGAGAAGGAGAACGCCCUGCUGCGGCAGGAAGUGGUGGCUGUGCGCCAGGAGCUGUCCCACUACCGCGCCGUGCUGUCUCGAUACCAGGCCCAACACGGGGCCCUGUGAGGCUGCCCCACAUCCCCACCUGGCGGAGCUCUCCUCCGCCUUGCUGAGACUUACGCCCUGUUCCCUCCCUGCCCUGUGGCCCACGGGCCGGCCAGCUGGGUGCCCCAGGGACGUGAUAAUGCAGAUAAAUACAUUUAUAUUUUUAAGAAAAA